Racocetra persica is the source of this 178-nucleotide messenger RNA. Lineage: Eukaryota; Fungi; Glomeromycota; Glomeromycetes; Diversisporales; Gigasporaceae. The record is from the annotation of a GenBank genome assembly.
AUGGACUGCUUUCAAAUUAAAUUCAAUGUGCGUUUUCCUGAAAAAUUAUUACCUAGGUAUUUAGAGAAGGAUAUUUUUGCGGCAGAAUUACCACCGGAUUCAGCACAAAAUAGCCGUGUUCUACAGUUUUGGGCAGAUGUCACUUAUCGUGAAGAAGAUGACAAAAGUAGCAAAAAUA